This is a messenger RNA of Mizuhopecten yessoensis (Yesso scallop), 2047 nucleotides long. RefSeq lists its product as uncharacterized. The transcript has 5 exons. NCBI's taxonomy places the organism in Eukaryota, Metazoa, Mollusca, Bivalvia, Pectinida, Pectinidae. The coding region runs from base 686 to 1609 and encodes 307 amino acids. The record is from RefSeq and is a predicted model, not a curated record.
CGCCACCAUAGUCACAUACGCUGAAAACACUUUCAUCGCUUCUCGUGAUGAUUAAAAAAUCACCCAUCUAAUGCACAAAACUGUCAAAUCCUUACUGACUGCUACUUAGUAUAUUUAAGUACACAUUUUCAUUUUUCCUUUAGGAUUUUGUUUGAUAAAUCUUGGAACGUUGACCCUGUUAUAUUUUUCGAAAGUUUUUUGGUAAGCUAACCAUGCUUUUUAAAUGUAAUAACCAUUAAGUAAUAAAGGGCUGGGGGAUACUGUAUGUUUUGGAGGAUAUUCGAGUGUGUUUACAGAAGCUAGAAAAUUGAACACAUGUUCAGUUGUAUUUGUAACAUGUAAGAGUCACGUUAAAGAUAUUUUACGCUCAGUUAAACACAAAAGGACCCGCUGUGUCGAGUGACGUAUGAUAAAAGAGCAGGUAAAUGAAUUUUGUUUCGCAGAAUUCUAAAAAUAGUGUGAAUAGAUAACGGCAACUCAAACGAAAAACUGCUUUAGUUUUGGAGAGGUAUGUACGCAUUCCUCAAUGCCUCUUAUUGUGUGUUUAGAUUGAAAUUCAUGUUAAGUGUACUACACUAACAGAAUAAUUACCAUACCACCACACCGGAAAUAAAUGUUGACGUAUAAACGUUAAAAACCAGGUCUAUUGUUUUAGUUUCGCAGAAUUCUAAAAAUAGUGUCCAUAAUGGCAACUCAAACGGAAUGUUUCAAUUUGGGGGAGAUGAUCAGCCGUAUUGAAUUAGGAAAAAAGAUUCUUGAGGAAUUGCCGAAAUCACCUGAUGAAUGGAUAACAGUUCAAUCAUUGGAAGAUGUCAAACUUGGAAAUUUUGCAUGGAAAAGUCAACGAGAUUUUUUUAUGCGCAUUUUCCCACCAUUUGCGAAAUAUCAUUAUGAGACAGCAACUGAAAAGUUGGAAGAAUAUCUUCAAAGACGAAAUGAUGAUGUUAAGUUCGAAUUGAAAGAAAAACGUUCUAGCAUGUCAUUAUCUGCGACAGCCUACGCUAGCAAACUAGCAGGGACUCUUGAUUUAAUGAAGGGGAGGUUAAGAGGGGGCUAUCAAAACAGUUAUCAGGAAACGAUACCAGCUACAGAUUUUAUCAUCACCAGAAUCAAGAGAAGAGACCUAGAACAAAGUCUAAACUUAUGGAAACUUGACAUGACUUCAUCUUAUAUCAAUGUAAAGAAAAGAAAGAAUGAUAUCCCCUGCAUCAUAAGCGCAAUCGUUGAAGCCGCCACUCCUGAGGAUCAACCUGACACAAUGGCUUCUGUAGAAAAAAAGCGACGGAUUGAAGGAAACGUACAGUUGGAUUCACCUUCAGGGAUCUCGGAUGUAUUUGACUCUGUUAAGCCAAAGGGUAACAUUGUAAGCGAGACAUGUAAAAAGACUGAGGGAUAUAUAAAAGGACCUGUUCUCUACAAUGUGUUACCGCUUGAGAUAGACCCGACUGGUCACAUUGAAGCAAAGGAAGACUCUGAAGGGUUCUUAGAGGACACGGUUGUAGCUGACUCAGCAAGCGGAAACUUCUCUAGCAGUAUGUACUAUUUUAACAUGGUAGUUCGGCGUGAACUUUGUCCGCUAGUUAUCAUAUAUCGCGAAUAUAAGCAGUAGUUUUCGAAGAUAAUGUUCUUUUGUGAUGCAGUAUUUUCGAUAAUAGGUCGCAUUUCCAUAGUACUCAGCGUAGCCAAAAUAUGUUAUAUUUCAGGCAAUAUGUUAUAUUUGCAUUAAUAAGUAUUAAUUCCUGAAGCUUGCAGUAUCUCCAGUAGUAUGUAAUAUUUCUCGCAGAAUGUAAUAUUUGUCAUGUUUUUUUGUUUGUGUGUGAUAAACUAACAUGCUAGUCAGCCAUAUUUUGUAUUCUAACCAGAACGAGGCCGGAAGGCACAGAUAGUCGAUUAACUCAACUAUACGAUUUUUGUAAAUAGAAGAUAAUUCUAAGCAGAAUACCAAACUAUUGGUUUUAUAAUUUCCGGAAGCUUGCAGUAUUUAAGAUAAUAGGUUAUAUUUUCUGGCAGCAUGUAAUUUUGGCGCUGGUAAAAAUCGUUUCCGGCA